Striga hermonthica is the source of this 1047-nucleotide messenger RNA. NCBI's taxonomy places the organism in Eukaryota, Viridiplantae, Streptophyta, Magnoliopsida, Lamiales, Orobanchaceae. The record is from the annotation of a GenBank genome assembly.
AUGGCCGGUCUACUAGCGUGGGCGGCGGACGUCGUCGGAGGCGGUGGCAGCGGGCGGAGCGACGACGAGAACGAUCCAGAUUCAAUCCCUCUCAUUUUCACUCCCGAGCAGCUCGCCUACGCCCAAGAGCUCGAUCGCAAAUCGGCUUCUCUCAACCGUUCGAUCCAAGAUCUGCGGCUGAGAUUGCCCCCGCCCGACAUCUCCCAGCGCCUCCCUGACCUCCACGCUCACUCGCUCGCCUCCAACAAUGCUCUAGCCCUUCAACUCAACGCUCAUUCAGCUACCAAGCAACAGACGCAGCUGAGGGAAAUUAGGUUGCAGGAAGAAAAUGCAGAGUAUCAAAAGGCUAUAUCAAAUUGCGAAACGAAAAUUCAGGAGAAGCUGCAGGAAGCAUAUUUGCUUCGAAGUAAGCUAAAGGAAUUGGAUUCGAUCGAGGAAAGCCUGAAAGCUGAGCUGCAAAAAGCAGAAGCUUCCAUGAAUUCCAGUCUUUCGGGAGAGUCAAACGAGUCGUCUCAUGAAUCCAAGUCAGCAGUCGAAGCUCAGGAGGCGGAAGCUUCUAAAUCUGCAUUGAUGGAGGAGUUAGAAAACAAGAAAAAGGAACUGGCUUCGAUCGAGAGGACAGUUCAAGAAUUGGAGAAAAAGUGGCAACAAGUCCAAGAUAAUGCAAUGAAACAGCCGACACCAGCACAGCGGGAGAAAAUAUUGGAUAAACAACUUCAUAGCUCAAUCGAACAACUUGCAGCAAAGCAGUCUCAAGCAGAAGGUCUCAUAAGUGAAAUCCGCGUUAAGGAGCUGGAGCUGGAAAAGUUAAACGGGAUAUGGAGAAGAAUUGAAAACGGCAGUUCGGACAUGAAUAUGGCCAGAAUUAGAACCGGAAAAAGUGCAUCUUCUUUACAUUCUGAUUAUUCUGUUGAUUCUCAUUACAAGCUUCCUCUUCAUACAGCUGUUAGGAACGAGAGUUUGCAGAGGUUGAUGCUGCUCAGGUCGGCUUUCGUGCUCUACAUUUUAGUUCUGCAUGUAUUGGUAUUCGUCAAGAUUUCAUUUUAA